UAAUAAUACAUGGGACCCGUAAAGACAAUCUGGACUGCCCCGACCUUAUCGCUGAGUACAUGCAGAAACACAAGGAGAAGGAGAAGGAGGGCAAGAGGAAAGUUGUCAGUGAGGUCUUGGGAGACUCAGAGGAGCGAGGGAGCAAGAGGAAGAAGGAGGAGAAACGGGGAGGAGGAGAGGGACCCACAUGUCACCACUGUCAACACUGUGACAAAUCCUUUACAACAUCUGUAUAUUUAAACAUUCAUCAGAGAGUUCACACUGGACAGACACACUGUGUGACAGCUUUCACACAACAGAGUAACCUAAAAAGCCAUCAACACAUUCACACUGGACAGAAGCCGUAUAGAUGUGAUCAAUGUGGGGCAGCUUUCACACAACAGGGUACCCUGAACAGACAUCAACGCAUUCACAGGGGAGAGACGUACAGCUGUGGUCAAUGUGGUGCAGCUUUCACACAACGGAGUACCCUAAAAAGCCAUCAACGCAUUCACACUGGAGAGAAGCCUUACCGCUGUAAUCAAUGUGGGGCAGCUUUUACACGACAGGAUACCCUAAGAAAACAUCAACGCAUUCACACUGGAGAGAAACCUUACAGCUGUAAUCAAUGUGGGGCUGACCAGCAGUAA
This is a messenger RNA of Perca fluviatilis (European perch), 629 nucleotides long. Its product is annotated as gastrula zinc finger protein XlCGF67.1-like. Gene Ontology annotation, molecular function: DNA-binding transcription factor activity; RNA polymerase II cis-regulatory region sequence-specific DNA binding. Bases 60 to 629 code for a protein of 189 amino acids. NCBI's taxonomy places the organism in Eukaryota, Metazoa, Chordata, Actinopteri, Perciformes, Percidae. Gene Ontology annotation, biological process: regulation of transcription by RNA polymerase II. The record is from RefSeq and is a predicted model, not a curated record. The transcript is spliced from 3 exons.